This is a messenger RNA of Canis lupus familiaris (dog), 1393 nucleotides long. RefSeq names its product chromosome 1 C19orf18 homolog (gene C1H19orf18). The record is from RefSeq and is a predicted model, not a curated record. Bases 554 to 1225 code for a protein of 223 amino acids. NCBI's taxonomy places the organism in Eukaryota, Metazoa, Chordata, Mammalia, Carnivora, Canidae. The transcript is spliced from 7 exons.
GUGUCUCUCAUGAAUAAAUAAAGAAAAUCUUUUUUAAAAAUAAAGAUUAUUAUAACCCUGUGAGGUAGGUGCUAUUUCUUCCUCCUAUUUUACACCUAAGGGAACGAAAGCUCAGGGGUUAAGUAACCUGAUCAAGCAGAAAUGUCUAGGAAGCCAGAAAUUAGGACUAGAAUUCAGGCAUCUGAAUACAGAGCCCUACUGUGUUCUCUAUUUGCCUUUUAUGUGUCUCACUGGAUUAUAAUUAAUCUUCAUUGCCUCUUUACUAGUCUAUACACUCACUGAGGGCUGGGCCCUGGCUUCAUUCUUAUCUGUAUCCACAGAUGAGCCUCCUCCCACACCCCAUCCCAUUAAUCUCCCCAUUGGCUGAUGAGGUUCUGUGAAGGAAAUCCAGGUGGCAACUUGAGCUGACCUCACACUGGUAACUCCAAGUCAGAACCCAAACAUUCCGUAGGGAACAUUUUCUUAGUUCCUCAGAUAAAUAGAGGGCAGAUACUGCACUAUAGCUAAAUAUUUCCUUUCAUUCAUAUGAUAAAAGACUAACAGUUUUGGAGUGAUGGACAAAGUUAGAAGUUCUUUCACCAUUCUAGUUUUGUUUUUAAUGGAAUAUCCAAUUCUUUUAUGCUUGCCUUAUGGAGGCUACAAACAGCUACAAACAUCCGCAAAUGUCACUAAGCAGAAAGGACUUACUUCAAGACCCAGAGCUCCGAGAUCUACUAUGCCCAACCAAUUCCCAAGGCAUCAUGGUAAUGGGAAGGGUGAUACACCUAGCCCUAUAAAGAACAACCAGAGUUUUAAGGCACAUUCGACACCCCUGAACACCGACACCUGGAAUGCAGCACUGAUUCCACACAGAUCUGCUCUUGUUCAAGUAAUUGUAAUUGCGUGCGUAGCCUUCAGCAUUGCCCUGAUAUGUGGAAUUACUAUUUCCUAUGUGAUAUAUCGGCUGGUCCAGGCUGAGGAAAGACAGCAACUGGUGUGGCUUUAUAACAAUGUCAGGAUACCAUUUCUGGAAGAUGAGGACGAGGUCUCUGAGGAUGAGAGCCAGGAUGAGUCCACCUACCUACUUCCAGAGAAUGAGAAAGAGCUGGAAAAGUUCAUUCACUCAGUUAUUAGAUCCAAAAGAAGAAAGCGUAUGGAAAACAAGAGAUUGAAGAAUGAACAAAUGUUCAUACAGGAUACAAAACUGAACAAUUCUCUGCACAGUGUAUUCUCAGAGAAUCUAUGAGAGCAAAUGAAAGAAAUGCAGAACGUGGUAGCCAGUGUGGAGCCAACAGUCACAGGGACAACCCACAACUGGGGACCUGAGAAUGACUUACUCCUGGAGAGCUCUGUUCAGAGCACUCUAAAGAAGAAAACUGGAAGUAUAUAACAGAAAAUAAAUCCAUAUGUACAA